CGUCACUUGAACGCCACAGCUUCCGGUAUAUAUCCUACAGACUGCCAUAUUGAACUUCUUCAAGGGUAUCUGAAGUCGCCAGGCCAGCCAACAUGUACCGGUUCGCUAAAGCUGUAGCUAACGUCAGUGGCCAGGCUGUUCGGCAAGUGAGGCACGGAUCAACAGCUUCUCAGAACUUCCAUAGCAAGUAUGGCAUGGGUGUGCUGGUCAGUGGAACAGCCUUCUGCACCAUUGUUUGGGGAUAUGUACUGACUCAGACUGGAAUCGUCUGGAAUCUGUCCCCAGUCAAUAAGGUGAUGCCCAAACCAUGGAGGGAGGCAGAGGAGUGACGAGCCAACAUGAUGAAGCUCAAACCCUAAUUGUAUAGAUGGAUAACCAUUAUCUGUGUUCAGAUGGUGGAUUGCUGUGUUUAUUCCAACAUCCUAUUUUGUCCAAAUAAAAUGAUUCCACUGGUCUGCCA
Molecule: messenger RNA, 460 nt
Organism: Cyprinodon tularosa
Lineage: Eukaryota; Metazoa; Chordata; Actinopteri; Cyprinodontiformes; Cyprinodontidae
Product: cytochrome c oxidase subunit 7B, mitochondrial
Exons: 3
Coding region: 93-329 (78 amino acids)
Biological process (GO): mitochondrial electron transport, cytochrome c to oxygen
Source: RefSeq, a predicted model, not a curated record